GAUAAUUUUCGUAUUUCGUGUCCCGCAUCGCUUGCAAGUGGCUGAAAGUUGGAGUUUUUUCACGGAAUCCUCGCUGGAUGGCUCAUUUUUGACUGGCGGAGCAUUGUUUGAGCAAUUUCUGAAAAUGACGACAAAUCCGAUUUCAAGUGUGGCUAAAAUUGAAAAUGCGCCUGAAAAUCCGAUGAAAUUUUUCAAGGAGUACUUGGAAGAAGCUGAAAUGUACCAAAAUGACACUUUUUUGUUGUUCAAUCUUGCAACUGGAAACUCGAAAGGCGAAGUUUUGAAUCGAACAGUUGUCCUUCGAGGUCACGAUGAUGACGGAAUAAUUUUUGUAACGGAACGAAAUAGUCGAAAAUAUCUUGAUAUUCAAGAAAAUCCUCAAGUUUCCGCAACUUUUCUCUGGUGCUAUCGAAAAACCGCCGAUUCUGAAUUAAUUAAGCAUCAAGUUCGCAUUUUAGGGACCGCAAAAGAGCUCAGUGCUGAAAAAAUUAAAGAAUUUUACGAUAAUGAGCCUCUUGCAUACAAAAUUCGUUCAGCAAUUUGUCGCUGUGGAGAGCCCGUGAACUGGGAUGAGCUGAAAAAGAGUCACGAUGACUUGAUGCAACGAGUUUUAGAGGGUAGCGAAACGUUACCGCAGAACGAAUCAUACACUGUAAUUCAUGUUAAAGCCACAAAUGUUGACUUUUAUCACUCCCAAGGACCGAAUCAGAUGGCAGAUCGUGUCGUUUAUCGUCUUGAAGGCAACAAAUGGAGACAAGAACACGUUUUUGCUUAAGUUUUUAAGUCAAAAGUAGUCAGUAUUGAGUAGAUUUGUUGAAAAAAUCCGUUAACGACCCCUGAAAACUAGAAGCACGUUUAGUUUUUGUUUGUAUUUACUCCAAAUUCGCAGUAAAAAUGGAAAAUUAUUUAAAAAUUUUGGCUUUUACGACACUUUUCCUUCAAAAAAGUGUCUUUGCUGAUACGGUUCCAGUAUUUAUUUUUGGAAAAACAUUACCGAAGGUUCCAGCUCUUGUUGAUAUCGAUUCAAGUCGAUUUUUGUCACUUAUUCGUCCGGAAAUUAAUAAAAACUUGAUAGUAGUGAUAGUUUCUCCAACAUUGAAGAUUGAAGACAUCACGAAAUGCCGAGGAGAGGAUUGCCUUUAUAAAUUUUCUGAAAAUUUUUCGUAUUUACCGCGUGUAAAAACCCCAAAUAAGGCAUUUGUGGAAGCAGUUAACACCACUUUUGAUGAUAUUUUUGAGAAAAUCAACCAAGGAGAAAGAUUUUUAGUCGUAAAUUCGAUAGAAAAUCCACAAAAACUGCUUCCGUCGUUAUAUAAAACUAUUUCAAAAGCUCAUCCGGAUGUCAUUUUAAUCUUCACUGGCCAAAAAUCAAGUCAUCACAUCGAAAAACGCUCAAUUGAUCAUGCUCCACUCGAAAGUCGUUACGUUCGAAUCGCUGCCCAGGGAAUUUCCGAACGUUCUGGACAAGGAUCCGAAAGUGUCACCGAUAUCCAAAGCAUUGCAACGAAAAUUAAUGGAUCUUCUCUCUUUGCGACGCUGUUUCCGUUGAAUUUUACGCUGAAAUUCAUCUUGCAAGGCAACGUUUGGUCCCUAAAAUCCGCUUCCAAAGGAGAUUUUUCAUACAAAAUUCCCAAAUACGUGACAGCAAUCGACUCUUACUCCUACAGAUGUGAGGAAAAUUUAACAUUUCAUCACGGAUUUGACGUCAUUAAGAUCAUGAAUAGCCAAAUUUUGGUGAGUUUCAUUGAGGAUCAUCCGAAAUUCGAUUUGAAAAAAGUUUUUUACUGCGAUUCUUAUACGUCGCCGGGAAUAUUAGCGGGACUAACGGUGGCAGCAAUACUUCUUG
Molecule: messenger RNA, 1846 nt
Organism: Culicoides brevitarsis
Lineage: Eukaryota; Metazoa; Arthropoda; Insecta; Diptera; Ceratopogonidae
Product: pyridoxine/pyridoxamine 5'-phosphate oxidase 2-like
Exons: 6
Coding region: 125-775 (216 amino acids)
Biological process (GO): pyridoxal 5'-phosphate biosynthetic process; pyridoxine biosynthetic process
Molecular function (GO): FMN binding; pyridoxamine phosphate oxidase activity
Source: RefSeq, a predicted model, not a curated record